AUGGUAAUUGAAUUAGCUGUUUCUUUCGAAGCGAGUUGGGUUAACUUGCAUCACAUCCAAACAUGGUUAAUCUUGAAAAUACUAAUGGAUGAUAAGAAAUGGCUUCGAUUGAUUAAGUUUGUUUUGUCUGUUNCAAAGGCUUUUUCUAGCGCUGAUACGGCAUAUGUCCUCGCUUACUCUGUCAUAUUGCUCAACACAGAUGCACAUAACCCUAUGGUGAAGAGCAAGAUGACAGCUGAUGGUUUUAUUAGGAAUAAUCGUGGUAUAGAUGAUGGAAAAGAUUUGCCUGAGGAAUAUCUACGUGCAUUGUAUGAAAGGAUAUCUAGAAAUGAGAUAAAGAUGAAGGACGAUGCCAAUAGUAAAUUUGAGAAAGAUAUUAGUCUCCAAGCUAUUGCUUUCCUUCAAUAUUGCGCAAGAAAACUUGCUGAAGGCUCUGUUGGUUCAUCAUUAAGAAGGAACCCUCCAUCAUCUCCUCCGGGUGGAAAAAGUGGAAAACAAGAUAGUGGAAAAUUUCUAGAAAGUGACGAACAUUUGUAUUCUUGGUUUCCGUUAUUAGCCGGUUUAUCUGAACUUAGUUUCGACCCAAGAGCAGAAAUAAGGAAGGUUGCAUUGAAAGUCCUGUUUGAUACUCUGCGGAACCAUGGUGACCAUUUCAGCCUGUCUUUAUGGGAACGGGUUUUUGAGUCUGUUUUAUUUCGGAUAUUCGACUAUGUGCGUCAUGACGUUGACCCAUCUGGUGAGGAUUCAGCAGAUCAGAUAGGUUACAAUGGUGAAGUUGACCAAGAGUCUUGGCUUUAUGAGACAUGCUCGUUGGCUCUACAGCUAGUUGUAGACCUCUUUGUAAAUUUCUACAAGACAGUUAAUCCUCUCCUUAAGAAGGUACUGAUGUUAUUCGUAAGCUUGAUAAAACGUCCUCACCAAAGUCUUGCUGGUGCGGGUAUUGCUGCGCUUGUCCGUCUGAUGAGAGAUGUCGGUCAUCAAUUCACAGACGAACAAUGGCUCGAGGUUGUGUCAUGUAUCAAAGAAGCACCAUGGGAAGAAGGUAGCGUUCACGAGGUGUCUAUUUUCUUAUAA
Molecule: messenger RNA, 1074 nt
Organism: Camelina sativa (false flax)
Lineage: Eukaryota; Viridiplantae; Streptophyta; Magnoliopsida; Brassicales; Brassicaceae
Source: RefSeq, a predicted model, not a curated record